AUUAUUAAACCUAGAAUUUUCACUGAAGCCGCCACCACCUAGGGUUUCUAGCGGCGAUAGGAGAGAGAGGGAGAGAGAGAUCUAGAGAAGUGAAGCAAAAUGGUGAAGUUCUUGAAGCAGAACAAGGCCGUGAUCCUCCUUCAAGGCCGAUACGCCGGAAAGAAGGCCGUCAUCAUCCGCUCCUUCGACGACGGAAACCGUGAGCGUCCUUACGGCCACUGCCUCGUCGCCGGACUCAAAAAGUACCCGAGCAAGGUCAUCCGCAAGGACUCGGCCAAGAAGACGGCGAAGAAAUCUAGGGUCAAGUGUUUCAUCAAGGUAGUUAACUACCAGCAUCUGAUGCCUACGCGUUACACCCUCGACGUGGAUCUCAAGGAAGUGGCGACCCUCGAGGCUCUUUCGUCAAAGGACAAGAAGGUGGCGGCUCUCAAGGAGGCUAAGGCUAAGCUCGAGGAGAGGUUCAAGACCGGCAAGAACAGGUGGUUCUUCACCAAGCUCAGGUUCUGAAGACGUUUUGAUCUUCUUUUUUAUUAAUUGUUGAUUGAAUUUUUCAGCGUCAUUUUCGUUUCUACUGUUGAACAAUGUUGAUCUUGUUUUGGAAGAUGAAAGAUCUUUUCUCGGAAUUUUUUUUUUUAAUUUUGAUUAUUUACAUGUUCAUUUCCUUUGAAUGAUCUGCUUAAGUUUACAAAAUGUUAGUUCA
Brassica rapa (field mustard) is the source of this 700-nucleotide messenger RNA. Its product is annotated as 60S ribosomal protein L27-3. Gene Ontology annotation, molecular function: structural constituent of ribosome. The record is from RefSeq and is a predicted model, not a curated record. Gene Ontology annotation, cellular component: ribosome. Gene Ontology annotation, biological process: translation. Lineage: Eukaryota; Viridiplantae; Streptophyta; Magnoliopsida; Brassicales; Brassicaceae.